This is a messenger RNA of Populus euphratica (Euphrates poplar), 1032 nucleotides long. RefSeq names its product L-type lectin-domain containing receptor kinase S.4-like. Gene Ontology annotation, molecular function: carbohydrate binding. The coding region runs from base 1 to 1032 and encodes 343 amino acids. The transcript has a single exon. The record is from RefSeq and is a predicted model, not a curated record. Lineage: Eukaryota; Viridiplantae; Streptophyta; Magnoliopsida; Malpighiales; Salicaceae.
AUGGCUACAUUCCCCAUUUCCAGAUCCACAUUACCCUUUAACCUCUUAGUUCUUCUACUCCAUCUGCUCUGUCCCAUUUCCACUUUCUCGCUUGUAACCCUGACCAACAAAAACCCCAACUUCGAUCCCCAAAUUACCCUUCUCGGUGAUGCCAAAGUCUCCAACGAUGGCUCUCACGUGCUACUCACCAGCCCAUUUCCGUCGAGUUCUGGUCUUCUCAUGUACAAACACCCUUUCAAAUUUCCGAGCUUCAGUCCUGCCAAAGCGACAUCGUUUUCCACUGAGUUCUCGUUCUCCAUUUCCGGUAAAGGCAAUGGUCUUUCUCUUUUAAUGGGGUCUCGUAAUUUUGCAUUAAGAGUUCUGGGUCAGGGUAAAUCUGGGGUCUUGAGUGAGAAAAGUUAUCUGGGUGUUGAAAUUGGCUCUUUAAGUGAUAGUAAUGUGGGUGAUUUUAACGCAAGUCUUCUAGCUGUAGGUAUUAGCAAUGCAUCAUCAUCUGUGCGUUUAGAGACAAAUACUGGGGAGAAGUUGAAAUCUUGGGUCGAUUAUAAGGUGUCUUUGAAAAGAUUAGAAGUUAGGUUAAGUAAAGUGGGUGAUGAAAGGCCACACAGUCCAACUAUUGCAUAUUCAAUUGAUUUAUCAAAAACGUGGGGAGAUAAUGAGGUUUAUGUGGCUUUACAGUCAUUUAAUGGGAAAUCUUUAGAGACUUGUACUGUGUACUCAUGGAGGUUUAGGCUAAGAAAAGUGCCUAAUCGGAUGCAUUCAUUGCCAGCCGAUCCACAUGGUUAUGUGGAUGAGCCUAAUGAGGAAUUAAGAGUGCAUAAGAGGAGGUUUUGUCCCUUGUCAGUUCUUGCUGGGAUAAUUUUUGUGACUGGGUGCGGAGCGAUGUUGGCAUUUGCGGUUCUGUUUGUUUGGGCAGUUUUUGUUAACAGGCACACAGUUUUUCCAAGAGAGGGUAAUGUGAAGCCAGUUGAUUUCAAGUAUGAGAAAAUCAGUGUAGUUGUGGAGAAAGAUGGGGAAGUUGUUAAGAGUUGA